UUGUAGUCAUGGUCUGAGGCUGCUUUUGGUAACAAGAACGUGCUGGUGGCUGGUAGAACAUGCUCAUGUGUUCAGUGCAGUCCCUACGUGGGAGGACCAGCCAUACCCCGCUGGCGUGCUCCGUCCCCCUUUUCUGUGCGUCUUUGUGUUCUGGACUCAUCGUCUGUGUUACUUUAGUAAGCAGUGAAAGGACAGACUCACGCCUCGUUGUCCCCACGUGUGGGGCUUUGUCGUGAGGCCGCUGGUGCACAGUCGGACACACGGAUCCCAGGUGUGACCCUGUGGCGGUUACAUGGUUAUGUUUUCUAAGUUUAAUGAAUUGCUCGAUAUUCAUCCAACUUGAACAAGUUGUUGCUAGUGCUUUUUUCCAACUGCAUAGAUUGCCUGUAGGAGGCUUGCAUGUGUGUUUUUUGAGGUGUCCUUGGGGCCUGAUAGGUGUUGCCAUCUUCCCAAGCAGGCUGUGCAGAGGAGACACCGAGGUGAGCAGUGGUUGUUGCUGCUGGGAGUGUUGGAGGUGACGGGAAGGAUGUUGGUCUCCUUGGUUUGAGUGAACGUGCUUGCUGUGUACACAUUUUUCCUACUUGCGCGGUUCGUAGAAGUUCAGAUAAACAGUGGUUGCUUGCUGAACGCAAACGUAGUUCCAUGCUAAGACCCCAACCACCAGUCAACCCGUGCUUUCCAGAAGGGAUGUGGGCCGAGCAGUGGAGCCCCAAGCUGCCCUCCUGGUGGAGAAGGGCAGGCAGGGCUCGGCCUCCAGAGCCGCGCACCCUUCCUGCGGAGAAGAGAAACUUGAACCCAAGCAGCUGUGACUUUGUCCAAGGUUGUAUGUGGGGUUGGCUGCGUGGGAGGGAGAACCUGAAACCCUCGGGUCCCUCCCUCCCUCACUCCUUUCCUCCCUCCCUCCCUCACUCCUUUCUUCCCUCCCUCUAUCCUUUCCUCCGUCCGUCCCUCCCUCCCUCCAAGAACAGCUGUACCAGGCUCCUGGUCCUUCAUCUUCCAUUGACUCCCGAAAGACUCGCCAGUCACCGCUGAUCUCUCUGUAAACAGUCGGCCAUUCUGUCCGGACAAAGGGCCUGAGCAGGAAUCCGCUGAAAACAUGGGAGAGGAGUGGGGAAGGGCCCUGGAUGGGGCUCAUUUUGGAAAGACACCUAUAAUCCUUGGGAAAGACCUUUAGAUGUAUUUUCUUAGUUGAAUGUAUUUGUAAUUUUUAUUUUAACCUGAUUUUCAUGGAACUUCAGAUUUCAGAAAGGUUGCAAGACCAGUGUGGAGAACACCCACCCGGCCUUGGCCUUCGUUGCCCAAAUAUCAACCUCCUGCCGUGUCGGCCGUGUCCCUCCUGCUCCCCGCCCCGCCCUGGGUCUCCAUCUUUCACCCUCACGUUGUUUCUGAACGGUUGGGAAGAAGCAGCUGAGUGGUGUCCCCCUCACAGGAGAUGGAAAUCCAAGAGAAAACAGCCCAUUCCUCAACAAUGUUGAGGCGGAACAGGAGAGUUUCUUUGAAGGGAAGAACAUGGCACUUUUCGAGGAGGAGAUGGACAGCAACCCCAUGGUGUCCUCACUGCUCAACAAGCUGGCCAACUACACCAACCUGAGCCAGGGCGUGGUGGAGCAUGAGGAGGACGAGGAGAGCCGGCGGCGCGAGGCCAAGGCUCCGCGCAUGGGCACCUUCAUUGGCGUCUACCUGCCGUGCCUGCAGAACAUCCUGGGCGUCAUCCUCUUCCUGCGCCUGACGUGGAUCGUGGGGGUGGCUGGUGUCCUGGAGUCCUUCCUCAUCGUGGCCAUGUGCUGCACCUGCACAAUGCUGACCGCCAUUUCCAUGAGUGCGAUCGCUACCAACGGCGUGGUGCCAGCUGGCGGCUCCUACUACAUGAUAUCGCGCUCACUGGGACCCGAGUUCGGAGGCGCUGUCGGCCUCUGCUUCUACCUGGGCACGACGUUCGCAGGGGCCAUGUAUAUUCUGGGGACCAUCGAGAUCCUUCUGACAUACAUCUCCCCGGGUGCGGCCAUCUUCCAGGCAGAGGCUGCGGGUGGCGAGGCGGCCGCCAUGCUGCACAACAUGCGUGUGUAUGGCACGUGCACGCUGGUGCUCAUGGCCCUGGUGGUCUUCGUGGGCGUCAAGUACGUCAACAAGCUGGCGCUGGUCUUCCUGGCCUGCGUCGUGCUGUCCAUCCUGGCCAUCUACGCCGGUGUCAUCAAGUCUGCCUUCGACCCCCCGGACAUCCCGGUCUGCCUCCUGGGGAACCGCACGCUGUCUCGGCGCAGCUUUGAUGCCUGCGUCAAGGCCUACGUCACCGACAACAACUCGGCCGCCUCUGCACUCUGGGGUCUCUUCUGCAACGGCUCCCAGCCCAGCGCCACGUGUGACGAGUACUUCAUCCAGAACAAUGUCACCGAAAUCCAGGGCAUCCCGGGCGCGGCCAGCGGCGUCUUCCUGGAGAACCUGUGGAGUACGUACGCGCACGCAGGGGCGUUUGUGGAGAAGAAAGGUGUGCCCUCGGUGCCUGUGGCAGAGGAGAGCCGCGCCAGCACGCUGCCCUACGUGCUCACCGACAUUGCGGCCUCCUUUACCCUCCUGGUUGGCAUCUACUUCCCCUCCGUGACCGGUAUCAUGGCGGGUUCAAACCGGUCCGGGGACCUCAAGGAUGCGCAGAAGUCCAUCCCCACGGGGACCAUCCUGGCCAUAGUGACCACGUCUUUCAUCUAUCUCUCCUGCAUUGUGCUGUUUGGGGCCUGCAUCGAAGGUGUGGUCUUACGAGAUAAGUUCGGGGAGGCCCUGCAGGGGAACCUGGUCAUCGGCAUGCUGGCCUGGCCCUCCCCCUGGGUCAUCGUCAUCGGCUCCUUCUUCUCCACCUGCGGCGCCGGCCUGCAGAGCCUCACGGGGGCACCGCGCCUGCUGCAGGCCAUUGCCCGUGAUGGCAUCAUCCCCUUCCUGCGGGUGUUUGGCCACGGGAAGGCCAACGGGGAGCCCACGUGGGCGUUGUUGCUGACGGUCCUCAUCUGUGAGACUGGCAUCCUUAUUGCCUCCCUGGACAGCGUGGCCCCGAUCCUCUCCAUGUUCUUCCUCAUGUGCUACCUGUUCGUGAACCUGGCCUGCGCCGUGCAGACCCUGCUACGUACCCCCAACUGGCGUCCACGCUUCAAGUUCUACCACUGGACCCUGUCCUUCCUGGGCAUGAGCCUGUGCCUGGCACUGAUGUUCAUCUGCUCCUGGUACUAUGCACUCUCCGCCAUGCUCAUCGCUGGCUGCAUCUACAAGUACAUCGAGUACCGCGGUGCCGAGAAGGAGUGGGGCGACGGCAUCCGCGGCCUGUCCCUGAACGCUGCCCGCUAUGCCCUGCUGCGUGUGGAGCACGGGCCUCCCCACACCAAGAACUGGAGGCCCCAGGUGCUGGUGAUGCUGAACCUGGACGCAGAGCAGGCUGUGAAGCACCCCCGCCUGCUGUCCUUCACGUCUCAGCUGAAGGCCGGCAAGGGCCUGACCAUCGUGGGCUCGGUGCUGGAGGGGACGUACCUGGACAAGCACACAGAGGCACAGCGGGCCGAGGAGAACAUUCGGUCCCUGAUGAGUGCAGAGAAGGCCAAGGGUUUCUGCCAGCUGGUGGUUUCGUCCAGCCUGCGGGACGGCAUGUCUCACCUGAUCCAGUCGGCCGGCCUGGGCGGCCUGAAGCACAACACAGUGCUCAUGGCCUGGCCUGCGUCCUGGAAGCAGGAGGACAACCCCUUCUCCUGGAAGAACUUCGUGGACACCGUCCGCGACACCACCACCGCGCACCAGGCUCUACUGGUGGCCAAGAACGUCGACUCGUUUCCGCAAAACCAGGAGCGCUUCAGCGGGGGCUGCAUCGACGUGUGGUGGAUCGUGCAUGACGGCGGCAUGCUCAUGCUGCUGCCCUUCCUGCUGCGCCAGCACAAGGUGUGGAGGAAGUGCCGGAUGCGCAUCUUCACCGUGGCCCAGGUGGACGACAACAGCAUCCAGAUGAAGAAGGACCUGCAGAUGUUCCUGUACCACCUGCGCAUCAGCGCCGAGGUGGAGGUGGUGGAGAUGGUUGAAAACGACAUUUCUGCUUUCACCUACGAGAGGACACUCAUGAUGGAGCAGAGGUCACAGAUGCUGAAGCAGAUGCAGCUGUCCAAGAACGAGCGGGAGCGAGAGGCCCAGCUGAUCCACGACAGGAACAGUGCGUCCCACACCGCAGCAGCGGCCAGGACCCAAGCGCCGCCUACGCCAGACAAGGUGCAGAUGACCUGGACCAGGGAGAAGCUGAUUGCCGAGAAGUACAGGAACAGAGACACCAGCCUGUCUGGGUUCAAAGACCUCUUCAGCAUGAAGCCAGAAUGGGGAAACCUGGACCAGUCCAACGUCAGGCGGAUGCACACGGCUGUGAAGCUCAAUGGCGUCGUCCUCAACAAGUCCCAGGACGCACAACUGGUCCUGCUCAACAUGCCAGGGCCCCCCAAAAACCGGCAGGGAGACGAGAACUACAUGGAGUUUCUUGAGGUCCUGACCGAGGGGCUGAACAGAGUCCUCCUGGUCAGGGGUGGCGGCCGGGAGGUGAUCACCAUCUACUCCUAACGCCCAACAGCGUUGCGGCGCGCUGGGACGGGCACGGAGGACGGCGUGGGUGGCCUGCACCUGGGCUUGGCCCAGGGAAACAGCAAACACACCUGUCCCCCAGUGAUGCCACCCAACCUGCCCGUGGGGCUUCCUACGGAAGUUUCUAGGCCCGUCACCUGGGGCUCUCCUGUUCAGCAGCCUUAAACGACAGGCUCAACCAGCAAGGGCGCGGCUGGACGAUUUCCUUGCGUCCGAGGGCAGACACUGCUGCAGGAGUGACCUGGACGUGGCCGCAUCUUCUCGCAGGUCACAAGACGCCAGCGAGCCCUCGCCUUGGUUUCUGGAAGUUCUUUUCUUGGCUGGACUUACCCAGUGGUUAGGUUGCAUUUCUACCCCAUCCAGAACAUUCUUGGAAGAGCACCCGGAGCCGAAGCUGUCCCUGGUGAUGAAGGUGAAACGUCAGCCCUGGCCGUGGCUCCGCUCAGGGCCCUGGUCACCUCCGAGUCGCUGUGUUCCUUGACUGUCUUUGUGUUUCUGCACCUCAAGGCAGGGAGGCUGGAGGACUCUGUCCAUGCCCGUGUCACCCUCGUGUGGGAGCAUCUGGGCUCAGCAGGUCCGCGUUUCACGAGCUGAGGCGUGGGCUGGGGCCAUCUGGAAAGGGAACUCAGCUUUUCUGGAAUAUGGUGGAUCAUCUGUUGUGUGUGUGGUGAACACGGUGUGUUCGUCAGGGCCUAUGCUCCAGGAAGGAGCCCCCAGUUGUGGCUCUGCCAUGCCGGGCUGUGUUCGUAGCCAUCCGAGUCUCCAUCCGCCUUCAGAAAACCAGCCACUUCUUUUCAUAAGCACUGACAGGGCCCAGCCCACAGCCACCGCUGCCGUCAGUGCCUCGCACAGGUGAAUGCACUGAAACCCAGGGGCACACGCACACGGAGUGAACACCGAGUUCCCAUACGGCCCACGACAGCCAGGACUCUCCAUCCCACCCCACCCCAGGAGCAUGGCACAUGGUUCAGCCUCUGAGCCGGCUCACACGUGCCAUCCCCACCCGGGCGCUCCAGGGAAGGUGGACACGGCCCCUGCGUGGGAGGUCCUCAGGCAGCAGUGGCGCCUGGCGUCGGACCUGUCUGGCUGAGUCCCGGGCGUCCCCUCCAUGGCCUGUGCCUUGCGUGGAGGCGGCGGCGGCGGCGGCACUGAAGAGAUACCUUUCAAGGGCCCAGCACACUUUGCACUUCCGCUGUGAGUUUGCUUUACAGGCUGUGGUCACAUUUGCAGACUGCGAGCAGUGGCACCGACUUGGGCCUUCCUUUGUGUGUGGCGUAUUUAUUUAUUUAAACACCCCAGGGAGUUACAUGGUAAGGAGGUUGUCCAUAAAGAGCUUGCUUCUAUACUGGAGGCCCCAGAUGGCCAGGCCUCGGGCUGCGUCCGGCUUGCACGGUCUCCCGAGGGAAUCAGCCCCAUCAACGAAGUUCAAAUCAGGGCAGAGGCUGCACUUGUGCCUCCAGACAGUGGUUUCCGCACCAGGCUGGCAUUGCUGUAGAGUGACGGCUGCCUAGAGCAUGUCCCGGACAUCACAGCGGGGCUCAGCAGUUCCCACAGCCUCUGCCUGCCUUGGCUAAGUGUGAGUUAAGCAGCAAAACUCUCCUCCGUGUAUGAAUGGGGCCAGCAGGUCCUGUGUCCCCUGCACCUGGAGGAGAGCAGGCUAGAGGCACAGUGGCCGCUGGGUGCUGGCUCUGAAUGUCGGUUGGUGGCUGGAGAACAGCCCUGUGUGCUGGAUGCCUCUGAGGGCCGCUCAGUCCCGCACACCAAACGGCUCGUGAGGGCUCAGCUCUGCCUCCGCCCUGGGCUGCAGCCUCUGCAAGCAAGCGACAGGCAUCCUUUCUGUUAUCAACUCCAUGUAACCAGUAACUACGGCCAUUUAUAAUUGACUCCGUUUCCUUUUGUAGGUUCCCUGUCUUUGUUCUUUGUAUGAUUUUGUUAGUAGAAAAAUAAAGUCCGAUGAAAUCUGA
Molecule: messenger RNA, 6557 nt
Organism: Macaca mulatta (Rhesus monkey)
Lineage: Eukaryota; Metazoa; Chordata; Mammalia; Primates; Cercopithecidae
Source: RefSeq, a predicted model, not a curated record